AUGGUAGAGUCUGAUGACACAAUGAGAGCAUCCACAAACACUGUGGAAACAACGUACUCAAGUCAAUACCACAACGGCCUACCAGUACUCGAUCAACACACUCAAGUCAGUACAACAGCUGCCUACCAGUACUCAACACACUCAAGUCAGUACAACAGCUACCUACCAGUACUCAACACACUCAAGUCAGUACAACAGCUGACUACCAGUACUCAACACACUCAAGUCAGUACAACAGCUGACUACCAGUACUCAACACACUCAAUACUCAACACACUCAAGUCAGUACAACAGCUGGCUACCAAUACUCAACACACUCAAGUCAGUACAACAGCUGACUACCAGUACUCAACACACUCAAGUCAGUACAACAGCUGCCUACCAGUGCUCAACACACUCAAGUCAGUACAACAGCUGACUACCAGUACUCAACACACUCAAGUCAGUACAACAGCUGACUACCAGUACCCAACACACUCAAGUCAGUACAACAGCUGUCUACCAGUACUCAACACACUCAAGUCAGUACAACAGCUGGCUACCAAUACUCAACACACUCAAGUCAGUACAACAGCUGACUACCAGUACUCAACACACUCAAGUCAGUACAACAGCUGGCUACCAGUACUCAACACACUCAAGUCAGUACAACAGCUGGCUACCAAUACUCAACACACUCAAGUCAGUACAACAGCUGACUACCAGUACUCAACACACUCAAGUCAGUACAACAGCUGCCUACCAGUGCUCAACACACUCAAGUCAGUACAACAGCUGACUACCAGUACUCAACACACUCAACCUGAUACAGCCAUCAGAUGGACAAACAACAGUGACAACUCUCAGAUACAGCCAUCAGGUGGACAAACAAACAGUGACAACUCACAGAUACAGCCAUCAGCUGGACAAAACAACAGUGACAACUCUCAGAUACAGCCAUCAGGUGGACAAACAAACAGUGACAACUCACAGAUACAGCCAUCAGCUGGACAAAACAACAGUGACAACUCUCAGAUACAGCCAUCAGCUGGACAAACAACACCAUCAGCUGGACAAACAAACAGUGACAACUCUCAGAUACAGCCAUCAGCUGGACAAACAAACAGUGACAACUCUCAGAUACAGCCAUCAGCUGGACAAACAAACAGUGACAACUCUCAGAUACAGCCAUCAGCUGGACAAACAAACAGUGACAACUCUCAGAUACAGCCAUCAGCUGGACAAACAAACAGUGACAACUCUCAGAUACAGCCAUCAGCUGGACAAACAACAGUGACAACUCUCAGAUACAGCCAUCAGCUGGACAAACAACAGUGA
Molecule: messenger RNA, 1317 nt
Organism: Pecten maximus
Lineage: Eukaryota; Metazoa; Mollusca; Bivalvia; Pectinida; Pectinidae
Product: probable GPI-anchored adhesin-like protein PGA55
Exons: 4
Coding region: 1-1317 (438 amino acids)
Source: RefSeq, a predicted model, not a curated record